Molecule: messenger RNA, 1521 nt
Organism: Rubroshorea leprosula
Lineage: Eukaryota; Viridiplantae; Streptophyta; Magnoliopsida; Malvales; Dipterocarpaceae
Source: the annotation of a GenBank genome assembly
UCAAUUGGCAAAUUUCUUUAUUAUCUUCCCUGCUCUCUCCUUCUCCUACUUCAUUUCACCCUUCUCCCCUUCCAAAAACAGCAAACAGACACUAUGAGCAUCUCCACCACACUUCCACUUCUUUUCAUCUUGCUUCCUUGUUUCAUCUUCCACGCAUCAGGUCAUGGUGCAUGCAGAGAACCCCUACGGAUCACUAAUGGUGUUUCUGGUGGCAGAGUAGGGCCACAUCCCUAUUCCAAACUAUGGCCUUUGAAUUUUACCGAUCGAAGACUAGCCAUAGUUUAUCCGGUAAUCCAAAAAUUCAAAUGCACAAUCACAUCCGAUCCUCUGGGAAUCACCAAAACCUGGGUGGGCCCCAAUAUAUGCAAUUACACAGGAUUCUACUGCGACAACCCACCCGACAACAAUUCCGCAAUAGCCCUUGCUUCCGUUGAUUUCAAUGGCUUCCAUCUCGCAGCCCCGACUCUAGAUGGGUUCCUCGAUCAGCUCCCUGAUCUUGCUGUGUUUCAUGCCAAUUCCAACAACUUCACCGGUAUUCUGUCUCCCAACAUCGCUAAACUUCCAUAUUUCUUCGAGCUUGACAUAAGUAAUAACCAGUUUUCCGGUCAGUUUCCGACAGCCGUAGUCGGAGUAAAUGGGCUGGAGUUCCUAGACCUUCGGUUUAAUUCCUUUAAAGGGUCGGUCCCUGCUCAGAUAUUUGCACAGAAUCUCUAUGCUCUGUUCAUCAACAACAACGAUUUCAUUAUCCAGCUAUCGGGUACUAUCAGCAUGACCAAAAUCCGUUACCUCACCUUCGCCAACAACCAAUUCAACGGCACACUUCCGGAGAACAUUUUCAAAGCUCUGUCUUCUUUAACCGAAGUCCUUUUCUUAAACGACGGGUUAAAAGGCUGUCUGCCAUACGAAGUUGGAUUCUUAAAAGAGGCAGUCGUGGUUGAUUUCGGAAACAACCAGUUGACUGGUCCUCUUCCAUUAUCGUUAGCCUGUCUGGAUAAGGUGGAGGAGUUGAACUUCGCCGGAAACCUUCUGUACGGGAUUGUACCCGAGGUGGUGUGCGGAUUGAAAAAUCUAGCAAAUUUAUCGUUGUCUAAUAAUUAUUUUACGUUUGUUGGGCCUGUGUGUUGGUUUCAAAUCAAAAAAGGAGUGCUUGAUGUUAGGAACAACUGCAUUCCGCAUCUUCCGUUCCAGAGACCAAUACAUGAAUGUGUAGAGUUCUUUCUCCAUCCGAGGUUCUGUCCUAAGACGUGGCAUGAUUACAUUCCUUGUAAGCCUCUUCACUUUGUUCCUUCAAUUACUGAAAUGGCUGGUUCACCUUAAUCUCUUACUCUGUUUUGCUCUGGGUUUUUCUCUUCACUCUACCUUAAUUUGAAUGCCUUCAUCAUCAGUAAUGUGUAAUUCUUUUACUUAAAUGAAAUGAAUUAAUGUCUGCUUUUAUUAAGUUAUAACAACCAAAACAAUCCCACAAAUUGUAGAAGACAAAUCAAUGAGAUGGAACUUUUCUAAUAAAAUUGGAUUAGAAUG